CCCCCCGUUUGGAUUAUCGGAGCAGCCCGCCGCCAUGCCGAUACUCAAGCAGCUGGUGAGCAACUCCAACCAGUCGAAGCGGCGCUCCCGCGCCGACCUCACCUCCGAGAUGAUCAGCGCUCCCAUGGGGGACUUCCGCCACACCAUGCACGUGGGCCGGGGGGGCGACGCCUUCGGCGACACGUCGUUUCUCAGCACCCGGUCGGGGGAGCCGCCCAGGGAGCCGGAGGCCAAGCCCAAGCAGGCGUCCCCGGGCCCCAGGCCGGGGCUGCUGUCCCGCACCUUCCGCAGCAGCAAGCGCUCGCAGUCGGUCAACCGGGGGGACGGGCACGGGGGCGGCGCGGCGCCGUCCGGCGGCUCGUCCGCCUUCGUGAAGAACGCCAUAUCCCUGCCGUACCUGAACGAGGAGGACGGGCCCCGGGGCCCCCGGCUGCCCAAGAGCGUCUCGUCGAGCCCCAUGAAGAGGCCGUCGGAGGCCGAGGCCAAGCCGGCCAACGGCGCGGCGGCCAUGGCGACGCUGGACGCCGAGUUCGAGGAGCGCGGCUUCGGCGAACUCGGCGACUUGCCGCCGCCCGUGCCCAAGGGCGGCGGCGGCGGCAUGAAGCACGCGGAGUCCAUGAUGUCCUUCCACAUCGACCUGGGGCCCUCCAUGCUCGGGGACAUCCUGAGCGUGAUGGAGAAGAAGGGCUCCGAGGAGGACGACCUCGGCUACGAGGAGGGGAAGGGCAGCGAGGGCCGCGCGUCGCCCUCCCUCCUCCUCCUCCUCCCCCCCCACCACAUCGACGACGCGGAGCAGCGGGCUCCCCCCGCCAGGCCGCCUCGCAGCAUGCAGCAGCAGCAGCCUGCGGUGGAGCCCUACACCCCGGAGCUGCACGCCAGGAACAGCAGCAGCAACAACCUGGACAGCUACUCCGUGUCCAGCGCCGGCUCGGCCGCCGAGGAGAAGCCCCGGUACCGGCCCCACGACGCCGACACGGACAGCGCCAAGUACAGCUCGCCGCCCGGGGGCGACGACGACCGCGGCUUCACCUACAUGGACGAGGACGACGAGGACGACGAGAUUCGAGUGUAGCGGAGAUCCGGGCGCCGCGGACAGUGCACCCCCCACCCCCCCCCCCCCCCCGGAGGAUGCUUGUUGAGGGGACCAAGCCGGAGCGCCGCACACUUUGUUCCACAUCGUCAAUGAAACCGACUAAGCCUUAUUCGCUGUGCUGUAGCAAGCCCCCCCCUCCCCCCCCCACCUUUUUAGGGUCGAAGAGCUCUAGCCCCAUUUGUCAAUCACACGAAAUCCCGUUUGGAUUGUGGUGUGUGUGAGGUGAGGGAUACGCGUGGGCCUGGUCAUGCAGUCUUACUGCCAUCAAGGCCAGGUAGAUAUUCAUUUUGUCCCUGACAGACUUAAAGGGGUGAUUUUUUUUUUUUUUUACUUCAUUUUAUGAGCAUAGAGCAUCUGGAAGUCUAUCUAUAUAUAUAUAUAUAUAUAUUAGCCUGUUGUAUUUGAGUUUGGUAGUUUUAUCUUUUUGUCGCUGUCUUCAUUCAAUUUUAAAUUGGCAGAGAGCUGUGGUAGUUUUUCAUAUAUUUUCACUGCUAGAUCUUAAGAGUUUAGAUUUGGGAGAGAGGCGAAUGUUUAAAUUUCUUAACAGUACGAAGUUGGUGUUCGAUGGUCAGUCUGUAUUAGAGGACAACAACUUCUAGUCGGACCAAAAUCCUCCGCUGCUAGGGAAGCUUUUUAUUUUUUAUUUUUUUUGCAUAAACAAAGAGUGAACAGUGAGAAGAGAAGGCUUCGUGUACGUGUCCCGAGUCCAAUGAAACCACCGGACAGAUCACCACAUCUCAGGAGGAGGAGGAGGAGGAGGAGGGGGGGUGGUCGCCGUGGAUACGGUUGUAUUAAUUAUGGCUCUAUCCGGCGGCCCCCGACCAGUUGGAGCCGCUCCAGGAACAGCCCGGUGGGGGCCGGUCUCACGGUAGGCUCCGCCCAGGUCACCUUGCGCUCUAAAUAGGUGACACGGGCCGUAGAAUCGGGGGGGAGGCCGGACCCUCCUGCCUCGGCUUAUCCCGAUAUUUCGG
Pungitius pungitius (ninespine stickleback) is the source of this 2064-nucleotide messenger RNA. RefSeq names its product CDC42 effector protein (Rho GTPase binding) 4b (gene cdc42ep4b). Gene Ontology annotation, molecular function: small GTPase binding. NCBI's taxonomy places the organism in Eukaryota, Metazoa, Chordata, Actinopteri, Perciformes, Gasterosteidae. The coding region runs from base 35 to 1072 and encodes 345 amino acids. The record is from RefSeq and is a predicted model, not a curated record. Gene Ontology annotation, cellular component: membrane; cytoplasm. Gene Ontology annotation, biological process: positive regulation of actin filament polymerization; regulation of cell shape; positive regulation of pseudopodium assembly. The transcript has a single exon.